This is a messenger RNA of Diatraea saccharalis (sugarcane borer), 1920 nucleotides long. NCBI's taxonomy places the organism in Eukaryota, Metazoa, Arthropoda, Insecta, Lepidoptera, Crambidae. The record is from the annotation of a GenBank genome assembly.
CCUUUUAUGUAUUUAAAUUAUUGUAGUUGUUUUUUUUUUAGUAGAGAAAGAACAAUCUCAAGGAAGAAUUGAUUAAUUACCGUACAUAUUUAAUUAUAACUAUCGUUCAGUCUCUUAAAUCACGUGUCUCUCUCACUACGGGAUGUUGGCAAAAUUUCCGUGUAUAACGGAACAAGUCCAUACUGAAAAAAAAAAAAAAAAAGAGUAUUUAAAUAAUUUACUGAUUUUUGAAUAUUGGCAAAAAAAGAUGUUAAUAAUAAUGUCUUUAGUAAAGUAAAUGAUAUUCUGUAUCGGUGGCUUAAUUAGGAAUAAUUAAUCAUUAGAGAUGACCACCUCUAAAGAAACUAUUAUAAAAAUUGAUGAUAUCAGCAAUGGUAAUGGAAGGGAAAGUCAAAAAACUGCAAUUAAUAUUUUGUGUUUGGAUAUUACCCAUUAUAGUCAAUUAAUGCAGUUUGCAUUAUGUUCUGCAUUUGUCUUUAUAUGUUAUUUAGCUUAUGGGUAUUUCUUAGAAUUAAUAUUCUCUGGGCCUGAAGUAAAGCCUGUGAGUUUAUAUAUAACAUUAGUACAAUUUUUAAUGACUAUGGUCUUCAGUUAUGUAGAAUCACUAAUAAGGAUUCCUAUAAAACGAAAGUAAGUAUAAUUAAUUCUUCUUCUUUUCAAUCAUUGGGAUUUUCUCUUGUGGGUUUCGUCAGAACCCAGGGUCUCGCUCACUUUAUUUCAUAAUUUCAUUAAUAGACUCUGCUUGUAAUUUGUAAUUAAUAUUUUCUAUCAAGCUCACAAUUUUAUAAAAGCUUUCUUUAAAUAAAACAGUAAUUCUGUGAUACUUCAACUAGUAAAGAAUUGUUUACAAAUUAUGUUUAUAACUUAUUUCAGAGUUCCAUUAAAGACCUAUGCUAUUUUAGCUGCGUUAACUCUGGGCACUAUGGCUUUUUCCAAUUUAGCCCUCAGCUAUUUAAAUUAUCCAACACAACUAAUUUUCAAGAGUUGUAAACUGAUUCCUGUAAUGAUUGGAAGUAUUAUAAUACUAGGCAAAAGGUAUGGUUUCUUGGAUUACAUUGCAGCAAUAAUUAUGUGCAUUGGAUUGACAAUGUUCACAUUAGCUGACUCAAAUACAUCACCGAACUUUGACAUAAUCGGUGUGAUUGUUAUAUCUAUGGCACUUUUGUGUGAUGCAAUAAUUGGUAAUGUUCAAGAAAAGGCUAUGAAACAAUUCUAUGCUUCAAAUAAUGAAGUUGUGUUUUACUCUUAUGCUAUUGCAUGCAUCUACCUUGUCGCCAUCACUGGUGUUUCAGGAAUAAUGAGAGCUGGAUAUAUAUAUUGCUCAGAGAUGCCUCUAAAAUUGUAUACAAAUAUCUUCCUCCUAAGUUUAAGCGGUUAUAUGGGUUUACAAGCUGUACUGACGUUAGUAAGGAUAUGUGGAGCUACAGUGGCAGUCACUGUCACAACUAUGAGAAAGGCAUUAUCAAUCAUCAUAAGCUUUUUGCUUUUUAGCAAACCUUUUGUCUUCCAAUACGUGUGGUCGGGAAUGUUAGUUGCAUUAGCUAUUUACCUAAACCACUACAGCAAGAAACAUCCCCAAUAUGUGCCAAUGUGCCUACUCCACUGCUGGCAUUACAUGCAGUCCCUAUACCAGUCUGAAUAUAGAUAUUUGAAGAUUAAAAGUAAAAUUUAUGCGGAUACAGUAUAAAUUUUACAAAAUUAUAACAUACAUUAGUAAUUUUUUUAUGAUUGUUCUAAAACUUGUUACCUUCGCUAAGGUACCGCCUGUAAAAAAGUGAACUGUGAUUUGAAUUAACCUAUUAUAUUUAAGAACAACCGUCACAAGCUUAUAGACUAGAUGUUGGCUUGAAUAUUUUCAAGCAUGUGUCACAAAUACCAUACUAUUAAUGUAAAACAGUGCGUCAGGUUAAACAAAACGGU